AUAAACUUCAUCGGUAGCUAGGGUUUUAGCUGAUUCUCUUGCGACGGAACCACAAGAGGAGAAGAAACCUAGAAGAGGAGCCAAAAUCCUCUCUUUCUUUGGAAUUAGGGUUUCCUCAAAGGGAGUGAAGUGAAAAUGGUUGCGGAUAAGAGCAAGAAGUCGAAAAUUGAAGAGAAAGUCGAAGAAGAAAACUUGGAGCAAAUCGAUGAAAAGCUUGUUCUCUCAAUUGAGAAGCUUCAGGAGAUUCAAGAUGACCUCGAGAAGAUUAAUGAAAAGGCCAGUGAUGAGGUCUUGGAAGUGGAGCAGAAAUAUAAUGUGAUACGGAAACCUGUCUAUGACAAGCGUAACGAAGUUAUCCAAUCGAUUCCAGACUUUUGGAUGACUGCUUUUUUGAGUCAUCCUGCAUUAGGUGACCUCUUGACUGAAGAAGACCAAAAGAUUUUUAAGUACUUGAACUCUCUGGAAGUGGAGGAUGCCAAAGAUGUGAAAUCUGGAUACUCUAUAACUUUUCACUUCAAUUCCAAUCCGUUCUUUGAGGAUGCCAAGCUUACUAAGACGUUUACCUUCCUCGAAGAAGGAACAACAAAAAUCACUGCAACUCCUAUCAAGUGGAAGGAGGGCAAGGGCUUGCCAAAUGGAGUGAACCAUGAUGAUAAGAAAGGAAACAAACGUGCAUUGCCAGAGGAGAGUUUCUUUACUUGGUUUACUGAUGCUCAACAUAAGGAAGAUGCUGGGGAUGAGAUUCAUGAUGAGGUUGCUGAUAUUAUCAAGGAAGAUCUGUGGUCCAACCCUCUCACCUACUUCAACAAUGACGCUGAUGAAGAGGAUUUUGAUGGAGAUGAUGACGGUGACGAAGAGGGAGAAGAUGACGACGAGGACGAUGAUGAAGAGGAGGAAGUUGGUGAGGAAUGAUGGGAGCCCAAGAUAACACAUUGCUGGCUUGCUUCUAUAGAUGUGUAAAGUUUGUGUUAUGAGGUUCUCAAUUUUAGCAAUGAUGAGACUAAGCUAUCUCUUUUGGAAUAUUUAGUUUAUUUACUAUCAAUAGCUACAUUCUGUUUGUACGAACCAUUUCAUCAGCCAUGUCCUAAAUCUUGCCGCAGCUACAUCUGUUU
This is a messenger RNA of Arabidopsis arenosa, 1112 nucleotides long. The record is from the annotation of a GenBank genome assembly. NCBI's taxonomy places the organism in Eukaryota, Viridiplantae, Streptophyta, Magnoliopsida, Brassicales, Brassicaceae.